AUGGACUUCAACAAACUAGACGAGAAGCUAAAAGAGUUGAAAAGAAAAAGAGUGAAUGUAUCCAUAAAGAGUAGGAAGCUGGCUGACAGAGAGAUUCAGGAAGUAGGCGCAAACCGGAAGCCAAGAGUCUACAGUAUGGAAGACGUAAAUGAUGCAGAUGAAUCAGCAGAAAAUAUGGAAAGUUCCGAUAAAGAAAAAGCCUUUCAUUACACUGUCCAAGAAUACAAUGCGUGGGAACGGAGGCAUCAUCAAGGGGAAACUGGACAAAGCCAAGGAAGUGGAAUCUCCUACGAUCAACUCGCAAAAUUAAGUUAUGAGAAGACACUGCGCAAUCUCGCUGCGCAAAAGCAAAAUUCGAGUAAUCAGGACAGUUUCGUCGAUAAAGAAGAAAAUAAAAACAAACCGAAGAAGGGUAGAAUCGACAGGGUACAGAAGGACACUAGAACUGGUAAGAUAAGAAUUGCAGAUGAUGAUAAGUUAGUUAAUAAGUUGGCCGUAUCUUUGGAAUCUGAAUCGAAGAAAAGAUACGAGUCAAGGAAAAGGCAAAUGGAAAAUGCGAAAUCACUGUAUGGGGUUGAAAGCUUUAUCAACGACAAAAAUAAACAAUUCAAUGAGAAAUUGAGCAGGGAAUCAAAACGGUCGGAAUAA
Saccharomyces paradoxus is the source of this 648-nucleotide messenger RNA. It is a transcript of the gene SYF2, whose product is annotated as Syf2p. The coding region runs from base 1 to 648 and encodes 215 amino acids. Lineage: Eukaryota; Fungi; Ascomycota; Saccharomycetes; Saccharomycetales; Saccharomycetaceae. The record is from RefSeq and is a predicted model, not a curated record. The transcript has a single exon.